GGGGCGGGGAUGCUGGGGCCGAGCCGAGGAGGCGGGACAGCCCCGGGGAGGCCGAGGCGCGGAGCGGGAGCCUCUGCCCGCCGGCAUGUCGGGCUCGGAGCGGCGGGCGGGCCACGUCCAGUUGGAUAGCAGACCUACAUUAAACACCACAGAUGGAAAUCAGAACAUCACAGAAGUAGAUGCAUUUGAUAUAAGACAAACACUUGAUCCUGCAUUGCAGUACAAAAUGAACCAUCAAAGAAGAGGAGUUGCAUUAAUCUUCAAUCACGAGCACUUUUUUUGGCAUUUGAGGCUGCCAGACAGACGUGGGACUCUUGCAGACAGAAACAAUCUGAAGCGCAGUUUGACAGACCUUGGAUUUGAAGUCAGACAUUUUGAUGAUCUGAAAGCAGAAGAUGUGCUGCAGAAAAUUUAUGAAGCUUCUAAGGAUGACCACAGCAAUGCUGACUGCUUUGUAUGUGUGUUCCUGAGUCAUGGUGAGAGUGAUCACGUUUAUGCAUACGAUGCCCAAAUCAAAAUUGAGACAAUCACAGACAUGUUCAGAGGAGACAAAUGUCAGAGCCUGGUAGGAAAACCGAAGAUAUUUAUCAUUCAGGCAUGUCGAGGUGAUAAACAUGAUGAUCCAGUUAUUGUUCAGGAUUCAACAGAUGGUAGUAAUGAAUCCAUUGUCAAUGAGACUGAAGUGGAUGCAGCUGGUGUCUAUACCUUGCCUGCUGGUGCAGACUUUAUCAUGUGCUACUCCGUGGCACAAGGUUACUUUUCUCAUCGUGAAACUGUAAAUGGCUCCUGGUACAUUCAAGAUUUGUGUGAGGCACUCAGGAAGCACGGCUCUACCUUGGAGUUCACUGAACUUCUUACUGUCGUUAACAGGAAAGUAUCUCAUCGCAAAGUGGAUAUGUGCAGAGACAUUAAUGCUAUAGGAAAAAAACAGAUUCCUUGUUUUGCCUCAAUGUUAACUAAAAAAUUGUAUUUUCAUCCAAAAUCUAAGUAGAUUGUUACUUAGCAAUGACAACCAUUAACUAAUAUUCAGAAGUGAAAAGCUCACCAUCUGAGUUCAGGAGAUAAUUAUUCUACAAGAUUGUUUCCAAAAACACUGGGAUCAAACGUUAUAGUUUGUAUAGAUAAUAGUUUCUAAAAUCCUUAAGCAAUUUUAAAACUAGUAUCGUAGGUCUGUUCCUCUCAGGGAAUUUGGGAAGUCGACUGGUGCAAAACUAUUAAGUGGUGCUCAGAUUUUAUUGAAAUUAGUACUCUAGAUUACUUUUUUCUUACAAGUUUUUGCUUGAUUUCCAUCUAACUAUGGCACACUUUACUAUUUCCAAAACAUUUCAAAUGUUGCAUUAGAUUAGUUUUAUUUUCUCCAAGAGCAUAGUUUACGAGGAGUGUGUGUUUAUAGGGUCAUCUUUUCAUACCCAUGCACAGCGGUAUCCAGCUUCCAAUUUUUAUAAAUUUAUUGAGCUUUUUAGACUUUUUAUUUUCUCUCAACACUAAAAAGGAACUUAAUUCCUUAAGUAUACUUGUAGAAUUAAUAUAGAAAAGGGGCUUCUUUUUGCUUGCAAAUCAUUUACAUUUUGGGCACAAAUUAAGCUCACUGGUGCUUUAUAUUCUCAGGAGAAAAGCUGGCAGAUUAGAUGACAUACAGCUUGCUUAGCAUGAUUUGGGUAAGCUCGCCUUGUAACACAUCUCUAAAGCUAAAACAAAUCAUUUCAGGGUUCUAGGCUGACUUACAACUGCUGGACAUCUUAGGUAGCUAUGCAAAAUACAACAUACGCACACCUUCAUACUUCAGGCCUUUGUGUUGGAUCAGCCCCUUGGCCCCAGCAGAGAUGAGCCAUACACUGUCAUUGUGUACAUAUGAGAGAUAGUGCAUUUGUCACCUGUGUUUCACCAUAGGAUUGUUUCUACUGCAGCAUUAGCAAUUUCAAUGAUACUUACUAGAAGUGACUUUUUUAUUAUUUUUUACAUUAUUGGUACGCAUGCUUAACUCUGGGGGAUAAUGGAGAAGUCAAGCUGAGAAAGGUGUCUUAAUCCACUUUUCUGAGUAUGAAAUAAUUGGUUUACUGGCUCUGCUUUAGUUAAACCUUUCCAUAUACUCCAUUCUAAGUCAUAGAUGUUAAUUCAUAGAAUCAUAGAAUAGUUUGGGUUGGAAGGGGCCUUAAAGAUGAUCUAGUUCCAACCCCCCUGCCAUGGGCAGGGACACCUCCCAUUAGAUCAGGCUGCCCAAAUCUUACUAUGUUAAAUUCUACUGUGGCUACUUUUUAAGCUCUGUAUAAAUCAUGUAUGUUUGAAUGUUUUGAUAAAUUCUUUCAAUAAAACAGCGAAAAAUA
Messenger RNA from Cuculus canorus (common cuckoo), 2324 nucleotides. RefSeq names its product caspase 6 (gene CASP6). Gene Ontology annotation, biological process: proteolysis; apoptotic process. Lineage: Eukaryota; Metazoa; Chordata; Aves; Cuculiformes; Cuculidae. The record is from RefSeq and is a predicted model, not a curated record. Gene Ontology annotation, cellular component: cytoplasm. The coding region runs from base 86 to 991 and encodes 301 amino acids. The transcript has 8 exons.